Leguminivora glycinivorella is the source of this 1875-nucleotide messenger RNA. Its product is annotated as putative transporter SVOPL. Lineage: Eukaryota; Metazoa; Arthropoda; Insecta; Lepidoptera; Tortricidae. The coding region runs from base 224 to 1750 and encodes 508 amino acids. Gene Ontology annotation, molecular function: transmembrane transporter activity. The record is from RefSeq and is a predicted model, not a curated record. The transcript has 10 exons. Gene Ontology annotation, biological process: transmembrane transport.
CAAUGCUCCGUUUACUUUAAACGUGUCGCGAAACGCGAGCUACAAAAACUGGCAAUGGUUUAUUGUGUAUCGACCAUAUAAUCGAGCCAGUUUUAGUGUUAGCUACUAAUAAUUAAAUAAUACAAUAGUGUUAACGUUAUACGACCGUAACUGUAAAAUUGUUUGCAAACGUUUCUGUUAGAUACAAUAUAAAUUUAGUAUUAUCGUGUCAAAUGAGUGUAACAUGAGUCGAUUGAAUAUGGAGUUAAAUCUAAAAACUGUUUCGAACAGUGUUAAUAGUCGUGAAAAAUAUGCAGCAGAUUUGGAACAAGCUCUUUCGGUGGCGGGUGUCGGCUGGUACAACAUCAAAUACUGCCUAGUGCUGGCGCUGUUCCUAAUAUCGGCUUUAAUCGAGACGAUGGGGUACGCGUACCUGCUGCCUGCAGCGAAAUGCGACCUGAAGAUGUCAGACGCACAGCGCGGAAUCAUCGCCUCGCUACCAUACAUAGCGGUUGUCGUGACAUCGUUCCCUUGGGGUUACCUAGUGGACACGCGAGGCCGCAAGACAAUGAUCAUCUACAGUUCCGUGCUUUGCGGAACCUUCGGAAUACUCUCGGCUUUCAUGCCCGAACUCAUCAGCUUUACCACGUGCAAGUUCCUCGCUUCCAUAUGCAUGGCAUGCCCAGCAGCAGCACCAUACACUUUCAUUGGCGAGAUUCUUCCUCAGAAACAUAGGGACUUGGCUCUCUCCAUCACGAAUGCUAUGCAGACACUUGGAUCCGCUUUAGUACCCUUACUCGCUUGGGGCAUCAUUCCGCUUCCCUUUAGAGCUGAGUUUGGCGUGUACGCAUUUCGAUCGUGGCGACUUCUGGUUAUCGUUUAUUCGUCAUUCUUCAUCAUAUCUGCUUGCCUGAUGUCGUUCGGCCCCGAAAGCCCCAAGUAUUUAGUUUCGCAAGGGAAAUAUGACGAGGCCCUGGCUGUUAUAGAGACUAUGUACGCUGCGAAUAAAGGAAAGCUGAAGGACGAGUUUCCGAUCAAAGUGCUUAAAAUUGUAGAAGACUCCAAGAGAGAAAAGGUCGGUUUCAUCACCUCACUCAAGGUUCAAUCCUUGCCUCUAAUGAGACCACCAUACGCAAAAUGGAUGGCUCUGAAUGGCUUCCUAUUGUUUGGUGUUUUUUCUACGUUAAACGGUCUCUACAUGUGGAUUCCGGAUAUCUUGAACCGAGUGCUCAGUGAGGGUCGUGACGGAGUCACGGCCUGCGAAGUUAUCGCUCAAAGACUUAAUGAGACUCAGGAAGCAGAAAUUUGUAACGACAGCAUAGACCAAGUUACGUUCUUUGUGAAUGCAAUAGCCAGUCUUUCUUGUGCCAUCAUAUCUUUACUGGUCAGUAGCACACUCAAGAUCAUUGGAAAGAAAGUGCUUCUAGUACUAGUGUACUUCAUUCUGGGCUCUUUCUGCAUAUCCAUCAAUUUUAUAAGAACGAGUAUGGUGUUCGCGGUGUUGCUGUCGGCUCUGCAAAUGGUAGCUGUUGCUGUUGGGCCUGUAAAUGCCUAUGCGGUCGAAAUAUUUCCAACGCAUCUGAGGGGUAUGGCGGUGAGCCUAGCAAUAAUGCUGGGGCGAAUUGGGUCAAUACUCGGUACAAACCUCGCGGGGAUACUCAUCAACGCCACAUGCGAAACCACCUUCUACUUUUUCGGUGGAUUGUUAUUGGUUUGCGGCUUCAUGGCAUUCCUGUUACCGAAGGCAGAAAGUAAAAUAUGUUGCUUCUAAAAAAUAUUAUUCAAUGAUAGGUUUAAAUGAUUCUUGAUUGACGACAAACUAACUGAAUCUGGUACAAGCUACAAAAUAGGUAUUAUUUUAAUUUUAAGAUGAGUAAAGACUUAUUCCAAGGACAA